Molecule: messenger RNA, 3021 nt
Organism: Anisakis simplex (herring worm)
Lineage: Eukaryota; Metazoa; Nematoda; Chromadorea; Rhabditida; Anisakidae
Source: the annotation of a GenBank genome assembly
AUGACCUUAUUUUCAACAUUACCGUUUCAACAAUACAGUAUCGUUCGUCGCUUGGUCUUUUUCUGUUCCAUUAUUAUUGCUCACAAUCUUGGUCAGUUAAACGUCCGGAUUGGUCAUCUAUUGCCAAGUAAUCCAUUUGUGAUUAAUGAACCGCAAGUACUCAAAAUGUGUGCAGAGGAUUUGAAAGCUCGUGGCAUUAUUCCAGCAAAUAUUUCGUUUGGCAAAACAUUUCAUCAUUUAUCUGUAUUAUUCAAUUCAAUUGAUUCGAUUCUUUUUUCAAAUAGAAUUGAUACGAUGGAGUCAUGCAAUGACUACAGCGGUGUCGAAAAUGCUGCAUAUUUACAUUAUAUACGUAACGCAAAUAUCUAUUUUGGACCUGGUUGCAAUGAUGAAAUCCUAGUGAUUGGAAAAUUGGCUCCUAAAUGGAACGUGCCAAUAAUAGCGCAUACGUCUGGUGACGAUGCAUUGGCUGAUCGAUCCAUCUAUAGUACAAUGGGUUCAGUAGCGCUUACAUCGGCACCAGAAAUGGCUCAAGCCAUUCUGACUUUUAUCGAAUUGAAUGCAUGGAAACAGAUUUGUAUUGUAAGACGUGAGAAAGAUUAUAAAAAGUUGAGUGUCUAUUCAAUCAAACAUAUAAUUGAUACCAAACAAAAUGAGAACAUCAUCAUAAACGCUGAUGUGGGCCUGGAUCCAUAUAGUUCAGUGGAGGAUAUUCUCAAAUCAACCGUCAUUUCUACACUGUCAUCCAACUGCCGAAUUAUCGUUUGUGAGGUCGAUUUGGAUAUAAAUGCUGCCACGAAUUUCAUGGUGGCCGCUCGACGAGCGCAAAUGACCAACGCCGAAUACGUAUUCAUCUUGCCAUGGCUUGCCCAUAAAGUCAACCACUUGCCAUGGGAAGCGAACAAUGUUAACAAAGAAGAAGUGAAAGCGUCAUUCGAUGGUGCUGUCACGAUAACAGCUCAUGGUUACGACACUAAAUUCGUCGAAAGAUUCCAACAAAAACUCUAUCAACGAACUGGCAUUGUGUCUGCAACCUACUCUUCAAUGGUAUACAUGUCACUAUACGAUGCACUUUUCCUAUACGGAUUAGCGCUACGUGAUGCACUUGAGGAAACAGGACGAACGGAUGUGGCUUGGAACGGUAAGAUGAUCUGGCAAAAAAUGACGAAUCGACAGUUCAUUGGAAUGACCGGACAGGUACUGAUCAACAGUAAUGCGCUGCGUGUACCAAACUAUGCCACUUAUUUUAUCAAAAACGGAACAAGGACAAUUGUUGUCGAGCUGGAGGCUACGCUUGCAUCCAGUUGUCAAAAUAAACUUUUAACAAAUUGCACAAGUGAACAUGUAGCGCAUGAACUGAUUCAAAAUUACUGGGAUUCAGAAGACGGUCAACCGCCACCUGAUAUGCCAGAAUGCGGCUAUGAUGGUCAUCUUUGUGAUCAUACCAUUUUAAUGGUUGUCAUUGGCUUCUCACUACUCCUUCUAGUUUCUGUACUGAUCGGAUAUAUUCUCUAUCAGAAACUGCGCAAAAUUUUUAGAUUGGAACGUAGACUAAAUCAAAUGAUAUGGCGAGUACCGCGCGAGGAUAUUCGUUUCGCAGUCGCUCGUUCGAAAUCAGAUCUGUCCCGAUACACUGGUCAGAGUGGCUCAUUUCUUGACAGUGAUGCAUCACGGAGCGUUGUUAUGACAACGUUUGGUACGCAACAAGUCAUCUGCAAUGGGAUUCGAUUGGAAGCUAGAACGUACAUUCAGAAUCGCCAUUUGACAUUUGUACGAAAAGAGCUGAAACUACUUAAAGCGGUGAAAUUACUUGAAAAUGAUAAUUUAAACAAAUUUUACGGUAUUUCCUUCAACCAGCCAAAUGAAUUCAUCGUACUGUGGAAUUACUGUCAACGUGGAAGCCUUGAGGACAUUCUUUUCAAUGAAGAACUAAAAUUAGGUCGAAACUUUCAAAUCUCAUUUGCUAAAGAUGUUGUGAAGGUUAUGAUCGCUGAUAAAUUACGCCAUCAUGAAAUUAGACAUGCGGCUGAAGGGACUGAUGAUAAAGAAAACGAUAAUAAAGACAAACAUAAAUCGAAAAAACUGGAGCCGAAGGACGAUGGAGAUAUUUCAGAGCGAAUUCAACUGGCACCAGAAGUGAUACGAGAGAUAUUAGCCACAAAAUAUAUCCCAGAAGGCACACAAGCGGCUGAUAUUUAUAGUCUUGGUAUGGUAAUCUACCAAAUACUCUACCGAGUGGAACCAUUCUAUGAAAGACAAAUGACUAAAACAAUAAUACUCGAAAAGAUUGCAAAUGCGAAUGAAGAAGAAGCGUUCAUGCGUCCAACAUUCCCGAAUGACGGUGGCUACAAUAUGCAGUUGUUGUCUGCGAUUGAAGCGUGCUGGCUAGAAGCACCUGAAUCUCGACCGAAUAUCAAAAAAAUCAAAGCGAUUUACACUCAAAAUUUGGAGACACAAGUUCGUGAGAGGACAAGUUUACUUGAAGAAGCACAGCAACAAGCCGAUCGCCUUCUUUACAAUAUGCUCCCGAGGUCGGUGGCUGAAGACUUGAAGCUUGGCAAAACAGUGCAUCCACAAUUGUACGCAUGUGCUACCGUACUUUUCUCGGAUAUUCCCGGAUUUGCGAAGAUGUCUGCAUCUGCGACGCCAACUCAAGUGGUACAAUUCCUCAACGAUAUAUUCGCUGGUUUCGAUGAUAUCAUUGCAAAACAUGACGCUUACAAGGUUGAAACGAUAAGUGAUGCGUAUAUGAUUGUUUCGGGUGUGCCAAAGGAAAACGGCAAUGCACAUAUUCGAAAUAUCGCCGAUAUCGCACUCAAAAUGAAUGCAUUUAUGAGCACUUUUAACCUAUCCUAUCAUAACGAUGGUACACCAGCGAUUCGUAUUGGUUUCCAUAGUGGUUCGGUAGCAGCUGGUGUUGUUGGUUUAGCGACACCACGAUAUUGUCUAUUCGGUGAUACGGUUAAUAUGGCGUCACGUAUGGAGAGUACCGGACUUGCGAAUAAGAUACAGGCAUGUUGA